AACAAAAAAGUUUGAGGUGCUAUUUUGCAAAUUAUACUUUUUGGCGGGCCUUUUCAAGUGAAAGGCUACAGGGAUCGUCCAGACGCAGACAGCCACCAGCCCAGCAGUAAUGUCUCAGAGCAACAGGUUCUUGUGCACGAACGGCGUCGUAUCACCGUCACCAGACACUCCACCAGUCACAACCUUACUCGAAGCACACCCUGGUGCAUAUACGACUACUCGUACUCAUAAUAACGGUUCAGAACUCCUGUUCUGGGGUAGACAUUUAACCAGAUUGUCGAAUUCUACAAAAAUAUUAUUAACUACCCGCCCUAAACUUCUGUUUGAAAAUCCAGACAAAAAUGGGGCUCCGUUUUUGGGAUUUUUGACGCGAUCAGUGAAGUGGGAUUCAGUUAUUGAGGCUUUAGUUAAUGAUUCGAUUAGAAAAUUAUUUCCCACUGCGUUGAAAGAGAGGAAAUGCGAGGAGGAGUUGGCGGUUACGGCACUUGUGAGUGGGAAUUUGGAGAAAUUGAGUAAUUCUGGUGGUGAGUUUGAUGAAGAAAGUAUAAGCGAGUUUUUGGAUGUAUAUUUGCACAUAGCUGGGUAUGAUCCGCCACUCUAUGGCAUUCGAGGAAAUGGGGCACAUUUGGCUGUUGUGGGGCCUGGAAGGGAUGUUGCUAAUGCAAAGUAUUCGGAUUGGGUCAGGCUAAGGAAGAGUUUGGAGAAGCUGAGACCACCUUCUAUUACUGAACUUCUAUUAUCAAAUGAUGGUGAUCGAAUUUUGGAAGGCUGUUUGACUAAUUUUUUUGUUAUUUGUCUGAAGGACAACAAUGAAGACAAUAAUUUUGCUGAGAAGAAAGGCUUGCAAACAUUUAGAUCUGUUGAGAUUCAGACAGCUCCUGUCGCCGAUGGCAUUCUUCCUGGAGUUAUACGCCAAGUAAUCACUCAAAUAUGCUUGCAAAUUGGAAUCCCUCUUCGAGAAGUUGCACCAUCAUGGUCACAGCGUGAGUUGUGGGUGGAAGCAUUCAUCACUAAUAGCCUUAGGGUGCUACAGCAUGUUGAUACAAUCCAAGUUCCAGACUCAUGGGAAUCAGUGGAAUCAAAAACAUGGAAGGAGAUAACAUGGGUUGAGAAACGAUUUGAGGCUGAGCCAGGAAGGAUCACAUCAAUCAUCCAGAGGGAGAUCAUGGAAAGAGCAGGAAUUGAAACAUUUCCAGUAACUUCACUUAACUUGUAACCUCGUGCAUAUUCUCUGUUGGCUGUCAAAGUGAAGACGUGUUGUACCUCACCUAGAGAAGAACAAGACAAGCACUCUGAACGAGCGAAGGCCCCAUAUGCACCGUGUUGGCACUUCCGUGAAGUUCAGUUGAUUUAAUGGCUUUGGUAAUGUCUGUGAGCCCAAAUUAUUAGGCGGAUGGCUUUUCGUUUCUCUUGUGAAUGGUUGCUCUUUAAUUAUGAAAUUCGGUUGGAACUUGCCAAACCAUGUAUAGUGUGAAAGUGUGUGUUUGAGGCCUAUAUCAUCAUCCUCAUAUUAUUACAUAUAGAGGAGCAGUGUAAAUUGAUUUGUUUAGAGGACGCAGUUAAUCUGAAACGUAGAAUUUUGAUGCAGAUAAUAUAGGAUAAAGUUAAGUGAGAAUUCAUUUAAU
This is a messenger RNA of Olea europaea var. sylvestris, 1625 nucleotides long. RefSeq lists its product as uncharacterized. The transcript has 8 exons. Gene Ontology annotation, molecular function: catalytic activity. The record is from RefSeq and is a predicted model, not a curated record. The coding region runs from base 110 to 1216 and encodes 368 amino acids. Lineage: Eukaryota; Viridiplantae; Streptophyta; Magnoliopsida; Lamiales; Oleaceae.